Messenger RNA from Henningerozyma blattae CBS 6284, 438 nucleotides. RefSeq names its product Dls1p (gene DLS1). The coding region runs from base 1 to 438 and encodes 145 amino acids. Lineage: Eukaryota; Fungi; Ascomycota; Saccharomycetes; Saccharomycetales; Saccharomycetaceae. Gene Ontology annotation, cellular component: CHRAC; nucleus. Gene Ontology annotation, molecular function: protein heterodimerization activity. The transcript has a single exon. The record is from RefSeq and is a predicted model, not a curated record.
AUGGACACCGCAAACGCCAAUGAAAAUAUUGAUGCAGGCAAGAAUAGUAAUAUUCAAAAUAUGGAUAUAGCUGAAGAAGCCCAAAUUAACCUUAAUUUGAAAAACAAAACACCAAAGCUACCAAUUAGUAAGAUCAAGAAGAUAGCUAAGACUGAUCCAGAGUAUAUGACAACUAGUAAUCUCGCAUACAUUGCUACUGCUAUCACUACUGAAUUAUUUAUCCAGUCAUUUACGGAAAGGACUUUAAGUUUGAAUCAAAUUCGUACAAAGAGCAAGAAUAAAAGACUUGUUUAUGAGGACUUAGCAGAGUGUGUUGUAAAAUAUGAAGAGUUUCAAUUCUUAGGUGAUGUAGUGCCAAGAACAAAAAACUUGAAGUCUUUGGUUAAAGAAAACAAAGUUAGAUAUACUACACAGCAAGUGGAGGAAAUUGACGAUUGA